UUCACUAUACCUACGUAAAUAAUAUCAGUUUACUCGAUUUGCUAGAAUGUGUACACAGCGUCUACCUGGGCUUAUGCACAAAUUUUAAACAAGUCUCAGUGAAUUUAAAAAUAGCAAUCUACCGGCUUGUAGCAAACAUUUCCCACAUGUCACGGCUUCGUCUCUCACAGUCCACGCCCGGCGCACCGGCCACCACCUACCACCUGGAUUAGAAAGAAACUAUAAUUAUCAAACGUUGACAACAUUCAUUAAUUAUAAAAUACGAGUGGUUGGCAGCUAACGCGAAGUGAAAUUCAUCUGUAACGACUUCCCUCUGUGCUCGCAGUGUGUUUAAUUACGGAGCAUCUAACUCGCUUUUGGCCAUGUAAUUUAUCAAAUGUCAACUGAGUAUCUGCGUUAUCACAGCCGAUGUUUAUAUUUGUAUCGGGAACUGAGUGCAGUGCGGAGAGCGGAGCCGCGGCAGGAUGUUGCCGAUGGAGCAAUUGUCGGCGCUCAUACAGGAGCACCUCGGGCAGGGCUGGGACCCGGCGCCCGGCGCGGCCGCGUGGGUCGCCGGCGAGUCCGCACUGGGCGGCCGCGGCCUGCUCGCCGUCCGGGACAUCGCGCCGGGCCAGGUGCUGUUUGUGGACCACCCGCUGCUCUGCGGACCGCGCUCCGGGACCAACAUACACCGAGGAUGCACCGUCUGUUCCAAAAUAAAUGACCAAACUUCCUUCAAGUGUCCAAAGUGUAGUUUGUUAUUGUGUUCCGAAGAGUGUCAGAGUUCAACGGCGCAUCACAAUGACUGUGCCCUCAUUACGCGCUGGCCCAAUAAAGUACCCAUCGAGGAAGUCGACGAUACGCUGCUAUCGAGAGCGCUUACUUCAAUAAGGGCCCUGCUCCUCGAUGAAAAGAGUCGGCAAUUCUUGUGUUCGCUACAGGCACACUUUCAGCCUCCCCAUGGAAAUGAAGUGAGGGAUCUCAGUAAAUACUUCGACAUUCCUAAAGAAGAAGAAAAGCUAAUGAUUCUGGCUUCCUGUGUUCUUGACGCAAACGCGUACCAAAUAUCGAAUCAGUACGGCGAAGGGGACAUGCACAAGAGAGGUUUAUACCCGGUAGCGAGUUUGAUGAACCACGACUGUGUCCCGAACACUCGGCACGCGUUCAACAGUGACUUCCACAUGAUAGUGAUAGCGGUGAAGGCGAUCCCGGCGGGCGCGGAGCUGUGCACGUGCUACACGGGGCUGCUGUGGGGCACGCCGGCGCGGCGCGUGCACCUCGCCAAGACCAAGCACUUCCUGUGCGCGUGCGCGCGCUGCGCCGACCCCUUCGAGCGCGGCACGCUGCUGGCGGCGCUCAAGUGCUUCCAGGCGGAGUGCGGGGGGCUGCUGCUGCCCGCGCGCCCGCUGCAGGCCGCCGCGCCCUGGCGCUGCAUGGAGUGCGACCUACAAGUCCCCGCUAGCAACGUUGCCGAUGUACAAAGAGCUCUCGGCAGUUUAGUGUCAACUGUGGACCUGGAGGACGUCGAUGGAUUAGAGAAGUUUCUGCUGGAACGGAUAACCAAAUUCAUUCCGAAGACGAAUCAGAUAGUGUUGGACAUCGAGUGUCGGCUGAUCUGGCUGCUCGGCGAGAAGGACGGACUGCGCUGGCAUGAGCUGUCGGAACAACGGCUGUCGCUGAAGGAGAGGCUAUGCCGCGGCGCGCUGCGCACGCUGGCGGCGCUGGGCGCGGGCGACGCCUACCUGCGCGGCCUGCUGCUGUACCACCUGCACGCCGCGCUGGCCGAGCGCGCCAGGCGGGCGCCACUCCUGUAUGAGGAACUGAAGCCGGAGAUCGAGAGCACGAUAGAGCAAGCGUACAACAUCCUGAAGGACGGCAUCUCGGGCCCGCCAGACCUGGAGCUGCGGCGCCGCUACCUCGGCCCCGCCGCCGCCGACAAACCACGGGAGGAACGCUUCUUCAUUCUAGACAAUAAAUCAUUAUGAGCUUGGAGAGCAAGCUGAUUAAAACUAAAUAUAUAUAUACCUACCUACUUAUUAUGUUUUAUGCAUUAUAUUUCCAGCCCUAGGUAUAAUUAUGGAAUGGGAUUCAUUUUUUUCAACUU
Messenger RNA from Plutella xylostella (diamondback moth), 2083 nucleotides. RefSeq names its product SET domain-containing protein SmydA-8. Gene Ontology annotation, molecular function: protein binding. The record is from RefSeq and is a predicted model, not a curated record. Lineage: Eukaryota; Metazoa; Arthropoda; Insecta; Lepidoptera; Plutellidae.